Molecule: messenger RNA, 8268 nt
Organism: Phasianus colchicus (ring-necked pheasant)
Lineage: Eukaryota; Metazoa; Chordata; Aves; Galliformes; Phasianidae
Gene: UBE3A
Product: ubiquitin protein ligase E3A
Biological process (GO): ubiquitin-dependent protein catabolic process; protein polyubiquitination
Molecular function (GO): ubiquitin protein ligase activity
Source: RefSeq, a predicted model, not a curated record
GGCCGCUCCCCCGUCGGGAAGAGCCCCGCGGGAGGGUGCGUGGCCUCGGGGCUCCCGGCCCUGCGGGGAGCAGGGGGGGCUCGGGGCGACCUUGGGUGAACCCGAAGGCCCUCCCCUGUCUCAGUUCCCCCGGCUCAGCGCGGGCAGCCGGGGCGGUCCGGGCGUGGAGCGAGUGCGGGGCCUGCGUGGUGCGUUCCUCUCUCUCGUGUUUCCCCGAUCCGGGCUGGGGUGUUGGGUCUUGCCGCCGAGUGGGAGCUGUCGCUGCUGGCUGCCGGACGUGGCUCUCAAGUGUUGAGUGUCUGCGCUGCCUUCUUUUUAGAGAGACUCUGCGGGAUCGCGGAGCUUGGCGGUCGGUUUGUAGAUCGGGUGUCCGAGGUGAUGUGGGCCAUGCUUUGUUCCCUAGCAGUAACUCGUGAAUGACCGUGUCCCUUAAGUGAUGAGAACCUACAGACUCCUGCUUCCCCCCACACCUCCUACUCUGCUCUCUAGUUAAUGAAAAUACUUUCUGUGUUGGAAUCGGGCUUCUGGGACAAAGCUUGUCUCACACAUCACUUCUGAGAUGGUCCCUCUGCACGGAAACUUCACUAUCUCAGUAGGAUGCUGCGUUAACCUGAUGUUCUGUGUGAGCCUACUUGGCAAAUUUGUUUUACUGUACGUCUGUCAGAAAGUUCUCCAGUGUGAAACUGUACCCGAGUGUAGCUCUGAUUGUCCAAGGAAGUAAAAGCUGCCUGAUUGUGUUGUCAGCAUAUCUAAUACAACUUCGUUUCCGUGAUUUGAAAGGGAGAGGUCUAAAAGUUAAAGUUCUCAAAGAAUUCAUACAGGUAGCAUCUGCUUGGAGAUUGCUUGUUGGGGGUGAAGCUGCAGGGUGAGUGUGACAGUACUGAUAGGCACCUCCCGUGGGUGGGAGAGAGUGCUGGGGUACUGACACGUACUUCAUGGUAAGAAAGAAAGCUCGUGGAAAGUGGGCUCAUAAACUCCUUGCUUUGGGUGGUGUUACACUAUUUGCAUAUUGUGUCUCUGAGUACUCUGUGUACUUUGAUCUUGGAAACAGUUAGAGGGACUUUUUUCUAUCUGAGAGUACUGUGAAACUUGGUGCUUAGUGAUUGGGCUGAAUUGAAAAUAUGAAAUGUGCAUUACCAAUAACUUUCAGUAACUUUCCUCACCUACGUUUGCCUUUAGAAACAGAUGUGGUCUACAGUGCUUAUGACUGUCUCCAUAAAAGCACCAUUGUCAAUUCAGACACAAUACUGGAAUAAAAAGCAUACAACUAUUUAGGUUUACAGGAUGAAAAUUAACUUUUAAUUGAAAUAAUUGUAGUGCAGUUUUACAGAUGUUUUUGUCUCUUGUGAAUGUCUCAUUCCACUCUGUGUUUCCUAUUUAAUGUGGUAUCUUUCUUACAGGAAUUAACAAGUUCUUUUUCUGUUUACCAGAGCUGUUUGGUAUUUCUCCUUGCUGGAGUAUUCAGUGUCUCCUAAGUGUUUGGAAAUAAAAACGUCAAGCUAGAUGGCAAAACAAAUGAUUUGAUUUGUCGCUUGUUUUGUUUUAUUUGUUUUUAGGGAUAUGAUUGUGUGCACCUAUUUAAAAAAACAAAACAACAACGUAAAACCUCAAACAGUCAGAGGUGUCUGCCUUUAUUUUUUUUUUUCAAGCAGUAAGUUUCAAAUCCCAGAUCUUAAUCCACGUCCUCCUCAAAACUGAUGUGUGAUUUUUUUAAUUGUUUUUCACGUAACAAACAAUUCUAGUCAUCUUUUAAUUACUGCUCCUGCUUAAAGGCAUGUGAGUGAUGAUUUGUGGAUGGAAGGUAAAACUCAAUACGUUAAAUAUAUCUAGGGAUGUUUAAUGCCUAUCAGAGUCUGUUAGAGCACCUACAGAUUGCACCUGUUCUGACUAAUGUGGGAAAAUAAAAUAGAUUCGCUUCAUUUUCAUUGAUUUUUUUUUUUUUUUUUGUAAGAGACAACCUGCUACAGAAAUGAGGUGACAUGUACCCCUAGUGUAUAAAAUCAUGUGUGUUUCACUAUAAAUGUGUGCUUUGUGGAUGUGUUCGUUAGCUUUCACAUGAAUCUAUAGGUUCUAUUUAACUAUAUGUAUGGGGGGUGAUGGGAAAGGACAAAUCUUUGAGUCAAGUUUUAAUAGUCAUAACAUAAACACGUUUAAGUGUGAACAUGUUUAAGCAUAUAACAUCUUGUAUAAACAGUAAUUAGUGUGAUACAUGAUACGACACUUAAUGGAACAAAUUAAGUGUUAUAUUUUUCUAAAUAUUCAUCAUCAUAGUUUUUGCUGUGCAGGAAAACUUUUGGGUUUUGUUGUUGGUUUUUUGUUGUUUUUUUUUCUUUUUUUUUUUUUUCCCUUUACUACUUUCGGUUUCAGUUUACUUAGGGAAUGUCCAAAGAGUAUUCAUAUUUUGAAAGAAGGAAAUGGCUUUUUCCUCUCCCCCUUCCACCAGUGUAUUCAUACGUGGGAAGGUAUAAAUCCUUAUAAUGAAAUUGAAAGACAAAGGGAAAGAAUUCCUGGAGUACAGAGGCUCAUUGCAAGUGCUGACUUUCUUUUCUGGUGAUGGUAAGCCAGGUCUUCACUCAACUUCAGUAAAUGGAUCAAUAUGGGUUUUUAAAGAGAAGUAUGUUUUACAUUUCUGGCCAUUUUGGUAAAUGUUUUUUUUUUUUGUUUAGUAUCCAUGUAUUUGAGCCAUGAUUUUCAUAGAGAACCGGGAUUCAAGGUCUGGCUGUUAGUAACUGAAUUCUGAUUCGCACAUCAUGUGAGAGGGGCAAGAAAUUCACUGUCAGGGUCUUUACCAAAUAAUUUAACAUUUAUCGUUUACUUGUAUUAAUCUCCUGCUUUGCCUGACCAAUCCCCCUCCCCCAAGAGAGCGCUGUAACUAUUGCUUAAAUAUUUGUUUCCCAGAGACAACAGCAGUGAACAAAUUGCGUGCUUGAAGUGACUUUUGUUCUUGUCAUCUCAAAUACUUUGACCUUAACUAACAUUUACUGCACUGACUUCCUGUAUAUACAGCCAACACCUGGCAGCCUCAUACAGCAACGUAUGGGCCGUGAAUGAAAGUCUGGAGGCUGCUGGCUCGUAUGGAUAGUACUGUGCAUAAUGUAUUUAGUUGGUUAGCCAGAAGUCAGCAAAUAGAGUGUAAAGGGCUGUGUUUUGUAAUGAAGCAACAUGUAGCUGUAUGAACUGGUGAGACAUUCUUCAGGAAAGUAGCCUCAUACUAGAAGUAUCUAAAUUUAAAAAAGGUAACUUAAAUAACACUUAGAUCCAGGAUUCCUGCUUGGCAGUGUUAAAAUGUGAGGAAGCUGGACUUCAAAUUGCUAUUUUUUAAUAUCUCCACCUCAUUGUGGUGGAACUUUUGGACAAAAUAACUUGUUGAUUGCAAAAUUACAUUAUAAAUUAAGAAUUAUGACCUUACAUAGACUUGUUAUGUAUUAAUCUCUUAAAGGAAUCAUUAACUACUCUUUACUUUUAAUAGGUUGAGCCUGCUUCCCUAUAUUAGUAACUGCUGAAUGGAGAAAGGGGGUGGAAAUCAGUCUUUACCAGGACUCGUUCUGUAAUCACCUCACAUGGUGGUUUUUUACCCGUGUUCUACUGAGUGGUGAAGAAUUAGGAGAAGUUGCAGUUGUUCAGCUGAGUGGAUCUAAAUGGGUGGCUUCCCUUUGGACCCCCAGUGCCCUGUCUUCAGUAAGAGGGGUGGCCUGCUUCUUUUGGAGCAACUUAUAUUUCCUUAGGACAGGUACAGGAACUGUAGAAGUCCGUUUUAGAAUUGGGAAGUAGAAGUUUCUGCAGCUCUGGAAAGAUAUGCCAUGGAAGUAAUCAGCUGGGGUGGUCCCAUAGCGCUCUGGGCCCGAGUAUUGCUGAGUGAUCAUUGGCUGCCACCUGAGUGACAAAGUAAAGGACCAAGUCUUCAAUUUAAACCAGUGGAGCCAGAUCACAGGAAAGAAUUGACAGAGUUGUUAAGCUCAUGCUUAGCCCAACGUGACACAGGACUGGUGUGUGACAACUGUUUUUAAUCAGUGACUCAAAAUUGUGAUCACCCUGAUGUCACCGAAUGGCCACAGCUUGUAAAAGAUCACCAGGAGAACCUCACUCUGAAAACAUUGAAACUAGCCGAAUGAAGCGAGCAGCUGCAAAGCAUCUAAUAGAGCGCUACUACCACCAGUUAACUGAGGGCUGUGGAAAUGAAGCCUGCACGAAUGAAUUUUGUGCUUCCUGUCCAACUUUUCUCCGUAUGGAUAACAAUGCAGCAGCCAUUAAGGCCCUCGAGCUUUAUAAGAUUAAUGCAAAACUCUGUGAUCCUCAUCCCUCCAAGAAAGGAACGAGCUCAGCUUACCUAGAAAACAACUCCAAGGGUGCCCAUAACAAUUCCUGCACUGACAGAAAAAUGAACAAGAAGGAAAUGCAAGGCCCAAGAGAUGACUUCAAAGAUGUGACUUUUCUAACGGAAGACAAGAUAUAUGAAAUUCUUGAACUAUGUCGAGAGAAAGAGGAUUAUUCCCCUUUAAUCCGAGUGAUUGGGAGAGUAUUUUCCAGUGCUGAAGCACUGGUACAGAGUUUCCGAAAAGCCAAGCAUCACACCAAGGAGGAGCUCAAGUCUCUUCAAGGAAAGGAUGAAGACAAAGAUGAAGAUGAAAAGGAAAAAGCUGCCUGUUCGGCUGCUGCUAUGGAAGAAGAUUCAGGCGCGUCAUCAUCUUCAUCGUCAAGAAUAGGUGAUAAUACACAAGGAGAUAAUAACCUCCAAAAAUUAGGCCCUGAUGAAGUGUCUGUAGAUAUUGAAGCAGUCAGGCGGGUCUACGAUAGAUUACUUUCUAAUGAAAAAAUAGAAACUGCCUUUUUAAAUGCACUUGUGUACUUGUCACCUAAUGUGGAAUGUGACUUGACUUACCAUAAUGUAUACUCUCGGGAUCCUAACUAUCUGAAUUUGUUUAUUAUCGUUAUGGAGAAUGGCAAUCUUCAUAGCCCAGAAUAUCUGGAAAUGGCUCUGCCGUUGUUUUGCAAAGCAAUGAGCAAGCUGCCCCUUGCAGCUCAAGCAAAACUGGUCAGAUUGUGGUCUAAGUAUAGAGCAGACCAAAUUCGGAGAAUGAUGGAGACGUUUCAGCAGCUUAUUACUUACAAAGUCAUAAGCAACGAGUUCAACAGUCGUAACCUAGUGAAUGAUGACGAUGCUGUUGUUGCUGCUUCCAAGUGCUUGAAAAUGGUUUACUAUGCAAAUGUAGUAGGAGGGGAUGUGGAUACGGAUCAUAAUGAAGAGGAAGAUGAAGAACCCAUCCCGGAAUCAAGUGAACUAACUCUUCAAGAGCUGUUGGGUGAGGAAAGAAGAAAUAAAAAAGGUCCUCGAGUGGACCCACUGGAAACUGAACUUGGUGUUAAAACUAUAGAUUGCAGAAAACCACUUAUCCCCUUUGAAGAAUUUAUUAAUGAACCACUGAAUGAUGUUCUAGAAAUGGACAAAGACUACACUUUCUUCAAAGUAGAAACAGAAAAUAAAUUCUCUUUUAUGACUUGUCCCUUCAUAUUGAAUGCUGUUACUAAGAACCUGGGACUGUAUUAUGACAAUAGGAUCCGGAUGUACAGUGAACGACGCAUAACUGUGCUCUACAGCUUAGUACAAGGACAGCAGCUCAACCCAUAUUUACGACUUAAAGUGAGACGUGAUCACAUCAUAGAUGAUGCACUCGUGCGGCUAGAGAUGAUUGCCAUGGAAAAUCCUGCAGACUUGAAGAAGCAAUUGUAUGUUGAAUUUGAAGGAGAGCAAGGGGUAGAUGAAGGAGGUGUUUCCAAAGAAUUUUUUCAACUGGUUGUGGAAGAAAUCUUCAAUCCAGAUAUUGGCAUGUUCACAUAUGAUGAAUCUACAAAACUGUUUUGGUUUAAUCCGUCCUCUUUCGAAACCGAGGGUCAGUUUACACUGAUUGGCAUAGUGCUGGGGCUCGCCAUUUACAAUAACUGUAUACUGGAUGUACAUUUUCCCAUGGUUGUCUACAGGAAGCUAAUGGGCAAAAAAGGAACUUUCCGUGAUCUGGCAGACUCUCAUCCUGUUCUUUACCAGAGUUUGAGAGACUUGCUAGAGUAUGAAGGAAGUGUGGAAGAUGAUAUGAUGAUAACUUUUCAAAUAUCUCACACGGAUCUCUUUGGCAAUCCAAUGAUGCAUGAUUUAAAGGAAAACGGUGAUAAAAUUCCUAUUACAAAUGAAAAUAGAAAGGAAUUUGUCAAUCUGUAUGCUGACUAUAUACUCAAUAAAUCAGUAGAAAAACAGUUCAAGGCCUUUCGGAGAGGAUUCCACAUGGUGACCAAUGAAUCUCCUUUGAAAUAUUUAUUUAGACCAGAGGAAAUUGAAUUACUUAUUUGUGGAAGUAGGAAUUUAGAUUUUCAAGCACUAGAAGAAACUACAGAAUACGAUGGUGGCUAUACAAGAGACUCUCUUAUUAUUAGGGAAUUCUGGGAGAUAGUCCAUUCAUUUACGGAUGAACAGAAAAGACUAUUCUUGCAGUUUACAACAGGCACAGACAGAGCCCCUGUGGGAGGACUUGGAAAGUUAAAGAUGAUCAUAGCCAAAAAUGGCCCAGAUACAGAGAGGUUACCUACAUCUCACACAUGCUUUAAUGUACUUUUGCUUCCGGAGUACUCAAGCAAAGAAAAGCUUAAAGAAAGAUUAUUGAAGGCCAUCACAUACGCCAAAGGAUUUGGCAUGCUGUAAUAAAUGUAACAAAAGGGAUGAAAAAAAAAUGAUGGUGGUGAUGUCCCUGUCCAAAAAGGCCAUAAGAUAGUGAGCUACAGUAGUCACCUGUGUUUGUGCCUCCCUUCUUUACUGGGGACAUUGGGCUGGAACAGCAGAUUUCAGCUGCUUAUAUGAACAAAAUCUUUAUUUUUUCUUUUAGCGUGAAAGUGUUACAUAUUCUUUCACUUGUAUGUACAGAGAGGUUUUCCUGAAUAUUUAUUUUAAGGGUUAAAUCACUUUUGCUUGUGUUUAUUACUGCUUGAAGUUGAGCCUUUUUGAGUAUUUACAAGAAAACAAACUGUACUCUCCCAAGGAAACUAUUGCCAUCAUUUGUAGACUAUGUAACCUUCAAGUAUGUGCUAUAUUUUUGUCCCUGUAUCUAAUCAAAUCAAGAACUGUACUUUUUGAAGAGUUUGCUUUUGAAACUUGAAGUCUUGGAAAACAGUGUGAUGCAAUUACUGCUGUUCUAGCCCCCAAAGAGUUUCUGUGCAAAACCUUAAGAAUCAAUAAAGAUGGAAGGGAGAACUUGGAAUGUUAAAUUGCAGCCUUGAAAACUUUACUUUAGUCACAGCACAACAAUUAAAAUUCAUUUCACUAUAUGUUGUCUUCACAUGUCUUGUAAUAAAUUGUGGUUUUAAUUAGAAAAACAUUUCUUAGCAUAUGAAAGGGUAGAAAUUUUAGUUACUUUUUCUAAAAAAAGAAAAAAGUUUACUGGGGAAAAGUGCAUUUUCAACUGAACGGCUUUAGAGUAGGGAGUGAUGAAGUGUUUGGGGGGGGUGGGAAUAGGAAGUUUUUGCUAUAUUAUAAACAAAGCAUGUGGAAGUGCACUUAAAAUGAAGUUUUAUUCUUAAUUGCCUAUUAUGUUGACCUUUUAAAUAGACAAUCCAAAGUCUUCCCUACGUGUUAUGUCAUGGCCAUUUAUUUAAUGAAUCAUUGUUCCUCCUUAUCAAGGCACAUGAUCAGUGUUGCAACAUAAUCUAAAGGGAUGGCUGCUGUAUUUUAAUCUCUAACGAUAAGCAAAAUUGAAAAAUAUUAAACCUAAAGGCCUACUUCAUGUUGUACACUUCCAACCAUUAAAUAAACUGUUAGAAAGUAAGUAAUGAGGUUAUGUUCAUCUGCUACAGAAAAUAUUCAGUAGGUUUUUAAUUUAACUCAACAAAUCAUAUCGGAAAUAAAUCCUUUACCUUUUGUAGUCUGUGUUUAAUGUUAAUUUCUCCUGUUGCAAUAUAUGACAAAGGGAUUAUGCAUUUUUAAGAGGAGACAUAACUGGCAUAUCUCUUUUAUAAUACAAGCUACAGCUGACAUGCAGAGCUGAGCUUGUGCCUUGACAAUUGCUAUAACUGACUACUACAGAUCAGAUCAGUGGCUGUGUGGAAUUGGCAUUAAAAAGGCAUAGUUUUGAAAUCAUUGGAGAAAGAAAAGAUGUCUUUCAGGAUUAUUUUAAUAAUUACUUUCUAGUAAUAGAAACAGACAACUGCUAUGUAACUAUGAUGCUGAAUAAAACAGUGACCUUUUUUCACCAUGUUUCAGUGAAAAAGCAAACGAUUUCCUUACUUUGA